Metarhizium brunneum ARSEF 3297 is the source of this 354-nucleotide messenger RNA. RefSeq lists its product as uncharacterized. Lineage: Eukaryota; Fungi; Ascomycota; Sordariomycetes; Hypocreales; Clavicipitaceae. The record is from RefSeq and is a predicted model, not a curated record.
AUGUAUUCUAUUACUACAGCUGUCGCCGCUAUCCUGGCCCUUACUCUUACCGCUAAAGCCCAAACUAUUAGCGGCCAAUUUACUCACUAUGAUAUCGGCCUUGUUGCCUGCGGCGAGACCCAUGACAACACCGAGAUGGUUGCUGCUAUAAGCAAGGACAGAUUUGGUCCUAGUACUACACUAUGCGGCCGCAAGCUCCGCAUCCAUUACGAGGACAAGUCUGCCGAGGUUACGAUUGUUGAUAGUUGCCAAGACUGCAGUUCCAGCUCUUUGGACUUGUCUCCCGCUGCUUUUACGGCACUUGUUGGCAGCCAUGAACCUGGCCGCGUUGAUGGUACCUGGGAGUUUAUUUAA